AUGUGGGUUCCUGCCGUGGCGAAUCUGCUCUUGCUGUCCCUGGGCCUUCUGGAAGCAAUUCAGGCCCAGAGCCACCUGCUCUAAUGUCUAGACCUCUUCUCUUAGGUGACAGAUCUGGACAUGGCCUAUGCCUCCUUUGAUGACCAGUAUGUCGGCUGUGCAGCGGCCAUGACGGCUGCCCUCCCGCAUCUCCAGAAAUGGGAGUUCCAGGCCAACAAAGUGUAUGCCGACGGCUGGGCAGAGGCAAGCCGCAAGUGGCGGGAGCGCCAGGCCCGCCCAUUGCCUGCGGGUUUCCGGGAGGAGCACGGGGUGGCCUUGCUGGCCUACACAGCCAACAACAGCCCCCUGUACAGGGAGUUCAAUGCCGCAGUGCGCCAGGCGGGCCACUCCCGGGCCUACUACCUCCAGCACUUCUCCUUCAAGACCCUUCACUUCCUGCUGACUGAGGCCCUGCAGCUGCUGAGAAGGGACCAGGGACUCUCCGGGUGCCGUCAGGUGUUCCGGGGUGUGAAAGGCCUGCGCUUCCGGCCAGCAGGACCCGGGGCCACUGUCAGGCUGGGGGGCUUUGCCUCUUCAUCCCUAAAGAAAGAUGUGGCCCAGAAGUUCGGCGAGGACUCCUUCUUUGUCAUCUGGACCUGCCUCGGGGUCCCAAUCCAGGGCUACUCCGCCUCCCCUUGGCAGGCGGAGGUGCUGAUCCCCCCCUCUGAGACCUUCCGGGUCAUCACCGCCAGCAGACCGGAAGAGGGCCCUGUCCACAUCAAGCUCCAGGCGCUGGACAAGCACAGCUCAUACAACUGCGAGUACAUCAAAGGUGAGGAAGACGCACCUCGCCCUCUUCACCUGUCGUCUGCAGCCUCAGCUCAGGAGCGCCUCUCCACGACCUGGUCCCUCCUGCUGCUGCUCGCGUUCCUUGCGGUGGGGCCCUUCCCAGGAUGCCCAGGCCUCUUCUGA
This is a messenger RNA of Lepus europaeus (European hare), 951 nucleotides long. Its product is annotated as GPI-linked NAD(P)(+)--arginine ADP-ribosyltransferase 1-like. The transcript is spliced from 4 exons. The record is from RefSeq and is a predicted model, not a curated record. NCBI's taxonomy places the organism in Eukaryota, Metazoa, Chordata, Mammalia, Lagomorpha, Leporidae. Gene Ontology annotation, molecular function: NAD+ poly-ADP-ribosyltransferase activity; NAD+-protein-arginine ADP-ribosyltransferase activity.